Molecule: messenger RNA, 665 nt
Organism: Lotus japonicus
Lineage: Eukaryota; Viridiplantae; Streptophyta; Magnoliopsida; Fabales; Fabaceae
Product: monothiol glutaredoxin-S11-like
Exons: 1
Coding region: 136-450 (104 amino acids)
Source: RefSeq, a predicted model, not a curated record
ACCUCAUCAUCUCAAAUAACCUCAACCCUCAUAAAUUUUCUCUUCCUUCAAACAUUUUCUCCAAAUUUAACAUUUCUUAAUUCGUUCCUAUUCAGAAGCAUUAACUUGAUUUGUGCAUUUGAUUCGUUAAUUAAGAUGGAGAAAGUGUUGAGGAUGGCCUCAGAGAAGGGUGUGGUGAUUUUCACCAAGAGCUCUUGCUGCAUGUGCUAUGCAGUCAAAAUUCUGUUUCAUGAACUUGGGGUGAUCCCAGCCGUUUAUGAAAUCGACAAAGAUCCUGAAGGCAAGGAAAUGGAGAGGGCUAUCACUAGGAUGGGUUGCACUGCACCUGUCCCUGCAGUUUUCAUCGCUGGGAAGCUCGUGGGCUCCACAAAUGAAGUCAUGUCACUCCACCUCAGUGGUUCCUUGAAUCCACUGCUCAAACCAUACAUAAGAUCAUCAGCUCUAGCUUGAAGAUGCAAAAGCAUGUUGUUCCUGCAUGCUUAGUGCUACUUUAUUGGGAAGAAAUAAACAGAGUGAUGUCUGAAUUAGUAACUAUUGUUCUAGUAAUCAAUGGUGUCUAUGAUGUGAUAAAUAUGUUAAGUAGUUUAAUUUCUAGCAUUUGAUUAGUUAUAAUGUAUAAUAUGCUGCAUAUUAAUUCUUAAUUAAUCUAUUUCUAUUUAUAUGUA